This is a messenger RNA of Lithohypha guttulata, 2142 nucleotides long. RefSeq lists its product as uncharacterized. Bases 1 to 2142 code for a protein of 713 amino acids. NCBI's taxonomy places the organism in Eukaryota, Fungi, Ascomycota, Eurotiomycetes, Chaetothyriales, Trichomeriaceae. Gene Ontology annotation, cellular component: nucleus. The record is from RefSeq and is a predicted model, not a curated record. The transcript is spliced from 2 exons. Gene Ontology annotation, molecular function: mRNA 3'-UTR binding; nuclease activity.
AUGUCUAUUCAAAACCUGAGGACUUGGGCAGCCAAAUGCGUACAGACAUUGUCCCUCUCGACACUCAACGGCUCCGUCAUCGGUGUGGACGCAUCCUACUAUCUCGACCAAGUUCUUAACGAGAACAAUGAAGAGCCUUUGAAGGUUGCCUUAGGUGGUUUACCAUUUUGUCUGACAGCACGAAUUGAGGAGGACAUCCAGGCUGCUAAGGAUGCUGGCGUAAAGCUCAUAUUCAUAUUCGACGGGUUGGACUACGUCAACAAGACACCUCCCAGCACAGACUCUGACACGAGCAAGAGAAUACACGAAAAUGGCUGGUCCCGCUACAUUGCUGGUGAUGGAAAAGAAACAGUAAACGUGCUUGGGAAAGCAGGUCACUCCUUGGAUUUGGUUCUGCGACAUUUCAGAAAGAUCCUCCAUGCCAAUGCCGUCGACUUCCGUGUUGCACCAUUUAGCUCGCUAGCCUUCCUGACAUACCUAUACCAUUUGGAACAAGGUCAACCAAUAGAUGCAGUCAUGGCUUCAGCUGAUGCUUUCCUGUUCAAUAUCGAUAAAACCAUUCUGGGGAUCGAUGCAAAACAACAGUGUUUCAGCUGGCUUUCGAAACAAGAUUGCAUCAAUCUGGCCGGCAAUCCUGCACCUAAUGUCUUCAGAGAUGCGCAACUACUGUGCGGUUCGUCUUUUCUCCCUGCUUUUCCUCCUUUAUCGAGGAAUCAAAAUGCGACGAUUCGCGAUGCCCUAGUUAUGCUUGGUCGAGGCCCAGUCCUGCAACUAUGCAAUCAAUAUCGUGAUGAUUCUAUGCUUGCAGGAUCGGAAUACGCAGAUCGUUACAAGAAAGCUCUAAUGACAAUUCAACACCAUGUCAUUAUCACGCCCGAUGGCUUCGUGCAGCCAAUGGAUCUACAACGUGCUCCAGGAGACGUGCACGCCUUUGUCGGACAGAGGCUGCCGGAUGAGCUGUUCUUCUAUAUCUCUAGAGGCAUUAUUGCUCCGCAAGUGCCCAAUUGGCUUACGACAAGCGAAAUUCAUCUGACUAUGCCUGGCGGUCCAAUCGAUUGCGAGCCUUAUCGCCGUUUCGUCAUUGACCAAUUGGCCCCCUUACGACUACAAUCCAUCAAACUCCUGGCAGAAUCCUUGCACUACUACUACCAGGGAAGAGAAAUUACGAUCAAAUCCUGGGACGGCCGAACGACGACGCAGAAGGUCAAGGAACUUCCCUCUCUCAAGACUAAGGUCAAUCAGUGGAAGGUGAAAGAAUCUUCUUUGCCAGGCUCGAAAUCUCCUCGUACACCAACCGUGCUUUCGUGCCUGCGCAUGCUUAAAGACAAAGACUUUGCCGAAUCUACCUUAGUGAAGGGUUCUGUUACUCAUCCAGCUCUGAGCUCACAGAACGAAAUUGUAUCGAACGUGUUCUGGCGUUUCCUUCACCUUCGAGGGUUCAUCGACGACAAGCACCAGGUGACACACUGGGGUUAUAUGCUUGAAGCUGCGCUAUCUGUCAUGGAUGGUGGCUCUAGGAAAGAAGAGCAAGGCAUACUCGCAGUCGAAAUGCUCCGCUUGAAUAUCAUCAAUACUCAGUCAGUGACCGGCACCCCAGUUCAGAGCUCAGACAAGGCAUAUGAGCACAAGAUGUACACGAACCUGCUGUCCAAGGUCGCUUGUUUUGGGAGGCUCAAACACGAGCCCGUGGGCUACGUGGGUCCGCUUGAUAGAAGCCUGUUGACCUUCGCAUGGGAAAUUACCGCCAUUCGACAGCUACUCAGAGAUCUCUGCGAGACAAUCAUGACAACUAUGUUUCUGAACGGCGACGUCUCUCGAGAGCGCGAUGACUGGGCUGAGCUGUCACAACGGUUACCAUUCAUCAGUGACAAUGGCUCAAGCCUGGGCAUUGCUGUGAAGAGCUACCUCGAUGCGCUGAACGACAAACAGGAUUCGAGUAAGGAAUUCAAGGAGAAGGUCAAAUCACAAGAACCACCUUUUGACUGGUUUGCGAAAGCCGAAAAUGGAACCAUUCACAAGAGCCUGGACACUGCAUUUAGGUUGUUCGACGCAGUACUUGCUGCCGUCAAGGUGGGCGAAAAGGAAGUGAGGGAUUCUGCUACAUUUGUAGCAGCGGACCAGUGGCUUUCAUCACGGAGAUGA